CAGGCCGCGCAGGCGCGGUGAGUCGGUGCCGGUCAAUCCCGAAUGCCGUGGGGCCGCUAACUGGGUCCAGCGGUGUUAGAAGGGGUCACCGAGUGGGUCUGUGUUGUGGUGGGGUAGGGCGGCCAGCACCAUGUCGAGGCAGGCGAACCGUGGCACCGAGAGCAAGAAAAUGAGCUCUGAGCUCUUCACCCUGACCUAUGGGGCUCUAGUCACCCAGCUGUGCAAGGACUAUGAAAAUGAUGAAGAUGUGAAUAAACAGCUGGACAAAAUGGGCUAUAACAUUGGAGUCCGACUGAUUGAAGAUUUCUUGGCACGGUCAAAUGUCGGGAGGUGCCAUGACUUCCGGGAAACUGCAGAUGUCAUUGCCAAGGUGGCGUUCAAGAUGUACUUGGGCAUCACUCCAAGCAUCACCAAUUGGAGCCCAGCUGGUGACGAAUUCUCCCUCAUUUUGGAAAAUAAUCCUUUGGUGGACUUUGUGGAACUUCCUGAUAACCACUCGUCCCUUAUUUAUUCCAAUCUCUUGUGUGGGGUGUUGCGAGGAGCCUUGGAGAUGGUCCAGAUGGCUGUGGAGGCCAAAUUUGUCCAGGACACCCUGAAAGGAGACGGUGUGACAGAAAUCCGGAUGAGGUUCAUCAGGCGGAUUGAGGACAACCUCCCAGCUGGAGAGGAAUGACCGUCCCCAGGACUUCAGCGUAGCUGGCAGGAGCCUUGUUGGAGUCAGGAAGCCUCAGUGCUCCCUCUGCCCUCUAGAAUUAACUCAGUGACUGUUUAACACGGAUGUUAUAUAUUCUUCUAACUUUGUUUCCCUUCUCCAUGUUAAUAAAGAACAGACUGUGAUGUA
Molecule: messenger RNA, 841 nt
Organism: Globicephala melas (long-finned pilot whale)
Lineage: Eukaryota; Metazoa; Chordata; Mammalia; Artiodactyla; Delphinidae
Gene: TRAPPC3
Product: trafficking protein particle complex subunit 3
Biological process (GO): endoplasmic reticulum to Golgi vesicle-mediated transport; intra-Golgi vesicle-mediated transport
Cellular component (GO): cytosol; TRAPP complex; cis-Golgi network membrane
Source: RefSeq, a predicted model, not a curated record